This is a messenger RNA of Bactrocera oleae (olive fruit fly), 1376 nucleotides long. Its product is annotated as zinc carboxypeptidase. Lineage: Eukaryota; Metazoa; Arthropoda; Insecta; Diptera; Tephritidae. The record is from RefSeq and is a predicted model, not a curated record. Gene Ontology annotation, molecular function: zinc ion binding; metallocarboxypeptidase activity. Gene Ontology annotation, biological process: proteolysis.
CUUUGACUGUCAACUCUUCAAGAUGAAGAGUCAAUUAUUAGUUUUAGCUGUAUUAGCCAUUCUUAUGGCCAUUGCCAGUGCAAAAAAAGUACGUUAUGAUAAUUACAAAGUUUUUAAAAUCAGGACACAAAAUUUAGAACAACAAAAAUGGAUCGAGAAUUUAGCUAGCGGGUCAAAGAAUUUUAAUUUAUGGCACAGCGGUAAGGGAGAAGUCCACUUAAUGGUCAAUCCACAAAAACUGAUAUUUCUACAAAAUUAUACUCGAUCGUUUAAUAUGCCUUUAGACGUCAUGGUUUCCAAUGUACAAAGUCUGAUUGAUGCUGAGCAAACUCCUAAAACGGCAGACGAUCGUAACGAUUUCGGUUGGACGCGUUAUUAUCCCUUAUCGGCAAUUGAAACUUUCUUAGACGAUAUACUUGCCAAAUACCCCGAAGUUACUAGUCACAUAGAUAUUGGCACGUCCUUUGAAGGACGUAAGAUACGCGGGAUAAAAAUCUCUUACAAAGAAGGUAAUCCUGGUAUAUUUAUUGAAUCGAAUAUACACGCACGUGAAUGGAUAACAUCGGCGACGGCUACUUGGUUAAUUAACGAGCUACUCACUUCCGAAGAUGCAAAUGUGAGGAAAUUGGCGGAAAAUCAUGAUUGGUAUAUUGUGCCAGUCCUCAACGUGGAUGGUUUUGUCUACUCACAUGAAACGGAUCGCAUGUGGCGUAAGACUCGCCAACCGGUGGAAGGUUCGAAUUGCAUUGGCGCCGAUGCCAAUCGCAACUACAAUUCACAUUGGUUGGAAAGUGGCGGUGCUUCCACCAAUCCUUGUGACGAGACAUAUGGUGGUGCACAACCAUUUUCGGAGUCGGAAGUGAAAGGCCUUGUCGACUACGUCACGAGUAUUAAGGAGCGUAUUAAUAUUUUCCUCGCUUUUCAUUCAUACAGUCAGUUUUUACUUACACCUUAUGGUUGGACAAAAGAUCCUCCGACGAAUUUUGAAGAUUUGAUGGCUGUUGCAAAGGCAUAUUCCGAUGCGGUGCUUACGUUGCCUUAUAAAACGAGUUAUACGUACGGUACAACAGCUGAUUUAUUGUAUUUCGCCUCUGGUGCAGCAAAUGACUGGGCUUAUAGUGAGCAGGAUAUUCAGCUUUCCUACACAAUUGAAUUCCGUGAUACAGGACGCUACGGUUUCAUUCUACCUCCAAUACAGAUAUUACCACAUUGUGAGGACACUCUUGCCGGAUUAUUAGCACUUGUGGAAAAGGCCGACGAAUUAGGUUACCUCCAGCUUAAAUAUACAUAAGUUGCGAUGUUAUAAUUCAUACACGCAAUAUAUAAAAUUGUAUGUACAGAUGAAAUGAAUAAAGUACUAUAUUUAUAAAAUUGAA